Ostrea edulis (European flat oyster) is the source of this 5455-nucleotide messenger RNA. RefSeq lists its product as uncharacterized. Gene Ontology annotation, biological process: monoatomic anion transmembrane transport. Lineage: Eukaryota; Metazoa; Mollusca; Bivalvia; Ostreida; Ostreidae. The coding region runs from base 538 to 4305 and encodes 1255 amino acids. The transcript has 28 exons. Gene Ontology annotation, molecular function: transmembrane transporter activity. The record is from RefSeq and is a predicted model, not a curated record. Gene Ontology annotation, cellular component: membrane.
UAAUACAUUGUUUGAAAUCGUUUGAUUUCGCAUCGCGUAUGAAACUUAAAAGUAACUUUUGUCCAACUCAAUGUAAGAACAGCAUUCGCUUAUAACCAUUACACACAUUAUAACACACAGUACUUCAGACAAUGUACGAAAUGAAACAUCCACUUCAAGGUUUUCCUGUAACAUUCAAACUUGAUGUCACAACUCAAGGUCUUGUCCUGGUGAUUUGUAACCUUGAUCUGAGAUAACUACUUCAGAAAGUUCGAGAUAAAAAAAAAAUAAGGUAGGCAAUUCAAGAUUAAAUUUCCCAGUUUGGAGUUCAUUUUAACCUCAAUCCAAGAAAGUAACCCGGUUUUUUUCGUCAACGGACAUGCAGUGAGUUAAACUGUAGGCUACCUAUAAAUGAUACCAUAUGCACCACAGGGUCACACAUUUGCUGGAGGAGACGAUGGAUGUAGCCAGGGAUUCGUGAUGCAAACAAAUCGUCGGUGCGGAACGCUACAGUUACUCAGUAUAUCACAAAGUGGGUCAGUCUUGUAAAGUAUAAGCAUGCCGGAUACUCGCAAGAAAGUUUGGGGGGUGUUGAAAGACAUUUGGUCCCUCAAAGCCAUCAUCGUCCCCAUUUUGACCACGUUGCUUCCACUGCCCAUGGUCAUCAACACCGAGUCAAAGGCGACAAGAUGCGGGUACACUAUGGUGGUAAUGGCGGUUCUCUGGCUGACAGAAGCCCUCCCCAUUCCAGUUACCUCCCUUCUGCCCAUCUUCAUGCUUCCCAUGUUGGGAGUUUCAACUGCAAAGGAAGUGAGCAGCAGCUACGUAACGGACACCUCCAUGCUGUUCCUUGGAGGCCUGAUCGUGGCCGUAGCAGUAGAGGAAUGGAACCUCCACAAGAGAAUUGCUCUAGCCAUACUCCGCAUCAUCGGCUCUCAACCAAAUCUUUUGAUGCUUGGUCUCAUGUUGCCCACGUGGUUUCUUUCAAUGUGGAUCAGCAACACCGCAGCUGCCGCCAUGAUGAUACCCAUAGUGUCAGCAGUAACGUCACAAGUGAAAUCUGUCACGGUACCCGACGGUGCAACGGUGCAGCCAGACGGUGACUGCCUCCUGGCAACGUCUAACAACACAGCACUAGAAUUUCAGGAAGAGGAGAAAGUAAUUCUAACAUCAGUGACUCGGAGAACAGACGGAAUGGAGAAAGAAAGCAACGUCACUGUCAAUAAUAGCGAUCCAUGUGACGAGAACUCCACGACAAAUAAUCGUUCUCCGCCCAUGACCAUAGAAACCUCCGACGAUCACCACAGCCGACUGAGUAAAGCGCUAGCUCUCUCCAUUGCAUAUGCUGCCAACACUGGAGGUAUUGCCACGCUGACCGGAAGUCCCCCAAACCUGGUCUUCAAAGCCGUGGUGGACGAAGCGUUUGCUGAAGCGGGUAAGAAGUAUGACGGUGUGGAGUGGAGCUCGGGGGUCAACUUUACCUCCUGGCUUCUGUUCGCCUUUCCUCUCUCCCUCGUGACUAUGAUUCUGGGGUGGCUGUGGAUACAAGUGGUCUUUCUCAGAUGCAGACAAUCGUGCGAUUGCUUCAGGAAAGAGAAGUCGACACGCGACAAGCAAGUGCGUGAAAUUAUAGCAAGGGAAUUCAGGGCGAUGGGCAGAAUAACCUUUGCUGAGUGUGUCGUGGCCUUUAUGUUUCUCUGUUUAGCGUUUUUAUGGAUCUUCCGGGAACCGCCCAAUAUUCCUGGCUGGGGAGAUUUCUUCAAGAAAAGAUUUGUAAGCGAUUCCACUCCGGCAAUGAUAAUAGCGGUCUCUCUGUUUGUUCUUCCCGCCAAAAUGCCCUCCAUAUUCGGCGUAAGAAAACAAGGUGAAAACCGCUACACGCCCCUUCUGACGUGGAAGAAGAUGGUUCAGAAAGUUCCCUGGGGAGUUAUCGUCCUGCUCGGGGGAGGUUUCGCCCUCGCUAAAGCAAGCACGAGAUCAGGUCUUUCGAAAUGGUUUGGGAAUAGUUUAGAGUUCUUCUCAGAUUACAGUCCAUUUGUACUGUGUCUAGUCAUCAGUCUUCUAGUAGCCUCGGUCACAGAAGUCACCAGCAACACCGCAACAGCAACACUGUUGAUGCCAAUACUACAAGAACUGUCCAUCAGCGCUGGUCUUAACCCGCUGUAUCUGAUGAUGGCGGCGGCCGUGGCAUGUUCCUUUGCUUUUAUGUUGCCAGUGGCCACACCUCCGAGUGCCAUCGUGUUUGCUCAUGGUUACCUUACCAUUCCUGAUAUGGCUUCUGCUGGACUGAUGAUGAACAUCAUUGCAGUGUUUGUUCUCACGGUUGGAAUUAACAGUUGGGGAAAACUUCUGUUUGACUUUGACAAUAUACCCGUGAUAUUCCAGGAAAUCCAAAACAAUGGCACGCAAACAACAGUAGCUAUGUUCAAUUACUCGACAGCUUGUAGACAAACAGAAAUGCCAAGGAGAAAUUGUGUUUGGUUCUUAAAGAACAUUGUGGCUAUCCGUGCAUUGUUUUUGGUGCCAAUAGCUUUUCUUGCCCCACUGAAGAUUUUGGAGGACGGAACUCAGGAAUCACGAUGCGCCUAUGUACUUGUGGUAAUGGCUAUUCUGUGGCUGACGGAAGCUCUCCCUAUACCCGUCACAGCACUGAUGCCAGUGUUCCUCAUUCCCAUGCUAGGGGUACUUCCGGGAAAAACUAUCUGUGCUGCCUAUGUCAACGAUACGUCCAUGCUGUUUCUGGGCGGACUCAUUGUGGCUGUGGCGGUAGAGGAAGUCAAUCUCCACAAACGUAUCGCUAUAGGGAUCCUGUCCCUGGUGGGCUCUCAACCAAGUCUAUUGAUGCUGGGGUUGAUGUUACCCACGUGGUUUUUAUCUAUGUGGAUCAGCAACACAGCAGCGACAUCUAUGAUGGUCCCGAUCAUCACUGCCGUAGCCAAUCAGAUGGAGGACCUAGAGAGAAAUGAAAACACUCAUAAUGGCGGAGUGAAAAACGAAGGCUUUGAUGAUAUUGAAAGUUCUGAAAAUAAGGAUGACAAUGAAGGAAAAAAGGCAAAUGGAAUGACCCUCCACAGCGCAGACAGUGAUGAUGCGAAACUAACAAAAGGAAGAUCUGAAGCAAUGAAGAAGAUGACUAAGGGAUUUGCACUAUGUGUUGCCUAUGCUGCAAAUGUUGGGGGCGUAGCUACUCUUACCGGCACACCCCCAAAUCUCAUUCUGCAGGGCCAAGCCAACGAGUUAUACUCUAGUCGACUUCCCGGGGCAGACAGUGGCAUUACCUUCGCUAAGUGGAUGGGGUUCGGAUUACCGCUUUCAGUUAUUGUGUUGGUGUUGUCCUGGAUUUGGCUGCAGAUCAUAUUCCUUGGAACUUCGUGUUUCAAAAAACAAAACCCCGCUAAAAGAAAAGCAAUAAAAAUGGUGAUGAAUGAAGAGAAGAGAAAACUUGGACCAGUCAAGUUUGCAGAAGUCGAGGUGAUGAUUUUGUUCGGUGCACUUGCGUUGCUCUGGAUUUUCCGAGAUAUCCCGGGUUUUGGAGGAUGGAAACUACUAUUCACGGAAGACAGUAAAGGACCCUUUGUCCGUGACUCCACACCAGCCAUGCUCAUUGCUGUUCUGUUGUUUUUCCUCCCGGCUAGAUUUCCGAAUGUCCUUUACUGGAACAAAUACGAAGUCUCGGAGGAAAGCAAACCGAAGUAUCACCCAAUCCUCACGUGGAAGAAGACGGUUAAUAAGAUCCCAUGGGGAGUCAUUGUUCUCCUGGGAGGUGGAUUUGCCAUGGCCUCCGCUACAUCUGCUUCAGGUUUAGCAAAACAAGUGGGUUGUAGCCUUCGAGUUCUAAACACCUUUACACCCUGGGUUAUGAACCUGAUUUUAUCCCUCAUCAUCGCUGGCGCCACGGAGAUUACCAGCAACAGUGCUACUGCCACCAUCCUCAUGCCAAUCAUGGCCGAAUUGGCUGUAAACACGGGGUCUCAUCCUUUGUAUCUGAUGAUAACAGCAGCCGUUGCAUGUUCCUUUGCAUUCAUGCUUCCGGUGGCCACGCCUCCCAAUGCUAUAGUAUUUUCUACUGGGUACAUCAGGAUUCCCAACAUGGCCUCUGCGGGUCUCAUGAUGAACGCAAUAGCAGUACUCGCUCUGAAUCUAGGAAUCAAUACGUGGGGAAUGGCUCUCUUUGAUCUGGACACAAUUCCAGCAAUUUUUGGAAACUCAACAGAGAGUUCAUGUGACCCUGUGACAGCCACUGCGGCCGCAGUGCUCAGUGACAUGACCACGCCCCUUGUUAACGUCACAAGCGGUGACACGACUACUCUAUUACUCGCGGGUUAACAGUGAAACUAACCGUAAAGGAGACAUCCAAUGGUAUUGUGAAUAAUAGUAAUCCGAUUCAACCAUAUCAGUGACCUACAUGUAUCGUAAUAAACUUUUAAUAUUUUGAAUCCAUGGAUGCUGCUCAGAAUAUUUCCUCAAGAAACUUGCUGAUUCUUUUGAUAUUACUGAAUUCUAGGCAAAUGUACACAGAUGUCAUGGCUGUUUGUCAUCAAUGGAUAUACAAUGUAGCAAUUGAAGAUGACGCCAUUUGUGCAGAUAUCGCAGCGAAUGAAGAUUACAAAUUUGUCAUUUGAAAUGAACGAAGUUAUUGAGAUAGUUGUCAUUCAUGAACAGAUAUGGUAGUGAAUGAAAAAACGCGAUAAUUGUCAUUUGUACAUAGAUAUCAAAGCAAAUGAAGAUAACAUAUUUGUCAUUUGUGUUUAAGUGUUCAAUGGUAAAAAUUCAUACCUGUGUCGCCGGAAAUUGAUUAACAGUAUAUGUUUUAUUCACAGAUUAUUUUAUAUUUACAUUUUCAAUGUUUUUGCCUUUAAUAUCGUUACCAUUUAUAAUGGUAGUCAUUUGCUCAUGAAUGCAAUGUAGUCGUGAACAAUGUGUGUAUGCAUCUUGAUGAAUAUAGUACGUCUAUUUAAACGCCAUGAAAUUCCGACAGAAAUGAAAGAAUGUAAAUACAAUGUAUACUAUAUUAAUGCGCUUCAUGAAGUAUGCCGAUGUAAGGCGUCGCAAUUCAUACCCUCAUUAUUUUCAGAAUCAAAAAUUAUUUCUUAAAUGAAUUUUAGAUUUUCAUGUUUCAGUGUGACGAAUGUCUGUUCAGUAGUGUAUGGUGACGUGUUUGUAAUAUGUACGAUAACAUUUUAAACCAUAAACAGCAUCCUUCUUGUCUUUGGUUACUAAAUGACACACCCCACUAAGAUAAGUGUGAAUGUUUCAUGAAAUUAAUUGUUUCUUCAUGGGGGAAAAUGCUCCCAUUUCUCAUUUUACCGUUAUGACCAUAAUGUUUUUAACCUGUACCAUUUUGUACAUCUUCGCAAGCCAAGUGUCCGAUUCGCUUACUCUUGAGUGUAAGCGAAUCGGACACUUGGCUUGCGAAGAUGCAGUUUGUAUUGUUACCGUAAUCAUUAAAGCAUCAAUAAAUCACAUUACAUGUCAA